AUUCAGAAUCGAGAUGGAGAACAUGCUGGAUAGUGGGUAUUACAGGACAACCAGAUGGGCCCUCAAGUUGAUGGGCCAGUGGCCAUUCCAGUCACCACGAAGAAACAAAUUCUUCAAGUGUAUCACGCUCUCCCUCAUCACCAGCAUAUGCAUACCAACGAUGACCAAGUUCGUGGAGUCAUUGAAGGACAUAGAUAUAGUGAUGGAAUGUGUACCAAUGAUUGGAGUUUAUGGUACUGCAUACUUGAAGUACUUCACAUGGGUGUUCCAUCAUGACAGAAUGAAGGGACUGCUACUGUCAAUAGAAAGGGAUUGGAAGAAUUUGAAAAUCGAACGUGACAUUGAAUUGCUUGGGGAAUACUCGGAGCGAGCGAGAAGAAUGAAUAAUCUCUAUACAAGUACUGAAUAAUUAUCAAUUACCCAACGAAAGAUUAACAAUGGAAUAACGCAAAUAGCAAAAUACUUUGUUCCUCGAUUUUUCAAAUCAACUCUUGCCUGAAAAUCUGCCA
Fopius arisanus is the source of this 509-nucleotide messenger RNA. RefSeq lists its product as uncharacterized. Lineage: Eukaryota; Metazoa; Arthropoda; Insecta; Hymenoptera; Braconidae. The record is from RefSeq and is a predicted model, not a curated record. The transcript is spliced from 3 exons. The coding region runs from base 14 to 409 and encodes 131 amino acids.